CAAUAAUAAUUUAGAGAGUAAUUUAUACAUUAUUUCAUUCCUGAGGGAUUAGAGUAACUGAUAAUUUUGCUAUGGAUGAUUGAUAGACACACUCUCAUUCUCGUAUAUUUCACUUCUUCGAUACGCUUCAAUGUCGUUGUUCAAAGUAUUUUAAAGACGAAGUUCUCAUCGUGCAAGUGUUACAGUGGAUGUCCGUUCUUGCCAACUUACCACAUUGAAGAAGAAUGACAACAUUCAAGAAAUUGAAAAUACGUAGAAAGAGUAUAGAUUUUUAUCAAUUCCUCCGAAUGUUCCUUAUUGCGAUUUGAAUUGAAUCAAAUCGAACUACAUCCAAAUUAUUGACUAUGUGAUAUUUAUGUAUAUAAAUCUUCUCUUCAACUGCAUCCAUGUCCACUCCACCAUCGGGUACAACCCUACCGUAAAUAAUUUAUUUUAUUUCUUGCUAAGUAUUUUCUUUUAUUUGCUUAGGUUUAUUACUACAAAUUGAGUAAAAAAAAUUGAAGAACUCUGAUGUAAAAGAAUUUGCUAUCAUGAUAGACUAUUCAUGAAGGAAACUGGAUGACUUGGUUGUCAUUAAAGUACAAUACAAGAAAACUGUUGGCUAUUGAGAAUGCUCAAUGAAUGUACAUUUUUUUCAUGAUGACGUUUCGACCUUAUUCACGAAAGCUCCAACGCAAAAUGUAGAAAAUCCUACGGUCGAACAGAAGGUCAGUUUGAAGACGAACCAUUCACUAUUAAUCAUCAGAGACUAUAAAUCUCAUUAUACUUACAUGUCAGUUAAACGUCAUGAAAUACUCUGAAAAGUCUAUUCGAAUAAUUCAACAAAUAUAUUAAAAUAAUUUUUGUCGUUCACAGAACUGUUUUCUUUCCUUAUUUCAUCUGGAUGAUCAACAAUUAGGUAAAAAAAAAGAAUACUCGAAAAACGUGUGCGUAUAAUUGGAUUCUGAUCAAUGAAUGAGAUUUCGUUUUUGCUAUCCUGCCCAAGAAUAGUAUUACUGUUGAUACUGCGGAAAUGUUGAGCGAAACACUGAACGUUAGCAAUCUUAUUUCAGUCAAAUUUGACAACAACAUGGUAAAUAAAAAUAAUAAAUCUUUAUUUAUCGGUAAUUUUGGCAUGGAUUUCGGUUGUACUAUUCUUAAUAAAUUGUAAUAUCUUUAAUGGAAAUAUUAACAGGUAAAGAUCAAGGAAUUAUAUUUCUACUUUUAUUUGUAUACAGAAAAUUUUAUUCGUGUAUCCCAUGAACAAUACGAGCAAUGACUCAUAGCUUGUUUAAAUGAAAACAGUAAUCUAUGAUUGUCAGAUUGCUUAUAUUUUUGGUUUGCUUUUCAGCACCAUUUAGACUAAUUUAUGAUCAUUUUGAAAACAAAAUGAAUGAUUUUAUUUCCGAUAUGUUGUGAAUUUUUGGACUUAUUGAAAGAAUUUCUGAUGUGAAAGGUCAAGAAGUAAUAUAGAAAUAGUAACAAAGUUCAAUGUUGAAUUCUUUGUCUAUCUCAAGUGAAAGAGAAAAAAAAAAGAGUUGAUAGUGAGUAUGUUUCUUCCUGUUUAUCCUUCGUCUGUAUCAGAAACGUGACCUUUUGACCGAGUACGCUUGUUCUUCUCUCAUUCUUUCACUGACAUUUGUGUUUUAUAGCUUUUUUUUUUCUAUUAUUCUUUUUCUUGUUCGAUCUCUAAUAAAGAAAAGACGAGAGCAUCUUUACUUACAUUCUCAUUUUAUUCUUCAUAUUGUCGACACACAGAAGAAGAACAACUAGUACAUUAUUAAAAUAA
Rotaria sordida is the source of this 1768-nucleotide messenger RNA. The record is from the annotation of a GenBank genome assembly. NCBI's taxonomy places the organism in Eukaryota, Metazoa, Rotifera, Eurotatoria, Philodinida, Philodinidae.